Haemonchus placei is the source of this 282-nucleotide messenger RNA. NCBI's taxonomy places the organism in Eukaryota, Metazoa, Nematoda, Chromadorea, Rhabditida, Trichostrongylidae. The record is from the annotation of a GenBank genome assembly.
AUGCCAGCAGGAACGAUGCCAUGCGAGCGGAGCGACACGGAACUGGAAGUAGAGGAAAAAAGGACAAUGACAGCGAAAAAUAACUAUGACUGUGACGACAGUCAACAUCCAACAAUGUGGUUCUACUACUUCAUCUGCCUACCUAUGAUGCUCAACUUCCAUGAUGGACGCCAGCACUAGGAUUUUACUCAGAUGAUCCAAAUGUUAAUUGGAGCUAGUGCUGGAUGGUGGGCACUUGGAGAAGCUUGGGAGAACAACAAAAUUCUUGCCGACAACGGAUGA